ACUAGUCGACAGCCGCAUACAAAACAAGCAAUUUUCUCACAUAUUUUAUUAAAUUGUAAAAUUAAUGCAAGAUGUCGGCUGAUGUACGUGAUAUUUUGGACAUUGAGCGUGCGAAUACGCCUGAAAUCACCAGAGACUCUUUUCUUGCCACCAAGAAGCGCAAUUUCGAGCGUACCAAACAUGCUUCCCGGCGUCCGGAGGGCAUGCAUCGCGAAGUCUUUGCGCUGUUGUACACAGACAAGAAGGAUGCACCGCCUUUGCUGCCCACAGACACCGCACUGGGCAUUGGUGCGGGCUACAAACAGAACAAGGCUCGGCUGGGCAUGAAGAAGGUGCGCAAAUGGGAGUGGGCGCCAUUCUCGAAUCCGGCGCGCAACGAUGCGGCCGUUUUUCAUCAUUGGAAACGCGUCAGCGAUGACUCCACAGACUACCCGUUCGCCAAAUUCAAUAAGCAACUGGAGAUACCCAGCUACACAAUGACCGAGUACAAUGCACACCUGCGCAACAACAUACAAAAUUGGAGCAAGGUGCAAACGGAUCAUCUCUUCGACCUGGCCAGACGGUUUGACCUGCGCUUUAUUGUGAUGGCGGAUCGCUGGAAUCGCCAGCAGCAUGGCGCCAAAACCGUGGAGGAGCUUAAGGAGCGCUAUUAUGAAGUAAUUGCACUGCUGGCCAAGGCUAAGAAUCAGUCCAGCGAGAAGAAAACAUAUGUCUAUGAUGCCGAGCACGAGCGCCGGCGCAAAGAGCAGCUAGAGAAACUCUUCAAGCGCACCACACAGCAGGUGGAAGAGGAGCAAAUGCUCAUCAAUGAGAUGAAGAAAAUUGAGGCGCGCAAAAAGGAGCGAGAGCGCAAAACACAAGAUCUACAAAAACUGAUCUCCCAAGCGGAUCAGCAGAACGAGCACGCGGCCAAUACGCCAAGCACACGUAAAUACGAAAAGAAGCUGCACAAGAAAAAGGUGCAUCAUCAGCCGCGACCCUCGAAAGUGGACUCUGUGGUGAAUGCCAUCGAAAUUGGCAGCAGCGGCAUCAAGUUUGCCGAUCUGCGUGGCUCUGGGGUAUCGUUGCGCUCGCAAAAGAUGAAACUGCCCGCGAAUAUAGGACAGCGCAAGGUGAAAGCGCUGGAGCAGGCCAUACAAGAGUUCAAAGUUGAUCCUGCGCCACCUCCCACGGAAGACAUAUGCACAUCCUUUAAUGAGCUGCGUUCGGAUAUGGUGCUGCUCUGCGAGCUGCGCACGGCACUCUCCACGUGCAUUUACGAGAUGGAGAGCCUCAAGCAUCAAUACGAGGCCGCCUGUCCGGGCAAGACACUCAACAUACCGCCCUCGUUGGUGCCCAUCAAGAGCGAAACGCUGGACCCUAGCGCAAAUUAAGGCAGCUUAUAGCUGGACGCAGACGCGUCCGUUUCCAUGGAAGACAAUACGCACGGCGUGUACUAAUCAGUGCAACCAACAUCAACAACAGUUGCUAUCGGCGCGUAACCCGUUUGCCGUUUGCCACUCGCUAUAUUUGUACAUGUGCGCUACUCCCAGUCUAGUUAGUUGUUAGAAUA
Drosophila novamexicana is the source of this 1552-nucleotide messenger RNA. It is a transcript of the gene DMAP1, whose product is annotated as DNA methyltransferase 1-associated protein 1. Gene Ontology annotation, cellular component: Swr1 complex; NuA4 histone acetyltransferase complex; nucleus. Lineage: Eukaryota; Metazoa; Arthropoda; Insecta; Diptera; Drosophilidae. Gene Ontology annotation, biological process: DNA repair; chromatin remodeling; negative regulation of transcription by RNA polymerase II. The transcript has 4 exons. The coding region runs from base 72 to 1373 and encodes 433 amino acids. The record is from RefSeq and is a predicted model, not a curated record. Gene Ontology annotation, molecular function: transcription corepressor activity.